Erythranthe guttata (spotted monkey flower) is the source of this 2679-nucleotide messenger RNA. RefSeq names its product P-loop containing nucleoside triphosphate hydrolases superfamily protein. The record is from RefSeq and is a predicted model, not a curated record. Lineage: Eukaryota; Viridiplantae; Streptophyta; Magnoliopsida; Lamiales; Phrymaceae. Gene Ontology annotation, molecular function: nucleic acid binding; ATP binding; RNA helicase activity.
GUAUAUUAAUUAAUAUUUAUAUAUUAGAAAAAAUCUCUCAUAAUUUCCCAAAUUUCAAUUCUAGGGUUUAAUUUUCCCGCAAGAUGUCGAAACGAAAAUUCGGAUUCGAGGGUUUUGGCAUCAAUCGCCAAGCAACGUACAACUUCGAGCGAUCCCAACCACCUCAACGUUUAUAUGUCCCUCCUUCCUCUCGCGGCGGCGACGCUGAUGAAGACGCCGACCUCGAGAACAUCGACUAUGCCGAUGAACGUGACACUUCAAACGAGGACGCGCCUAACACAAAUGAUGGCGCUGCUGCGGAUGAAGACGAAAUUGAUCCUCUGGACGCGUUCAUGGAAGGAUUACAGGAGGAGAUGAAGGCGGCACCGCCACCAAAGCCGAAGGAGAAGCUGGAUAAGUACAAGGAUGACGUGGAAGAUGACCCAAUGGAAAGUUUUUUGAGAGCGAAGAAGGAUUUGGGGCUGCAAUUGGCUGCGGAUGCGCUGCACGCAGGGUAUAAUUCUGAUGAGGAGGUUUAUGCUGCGGCAAAGGCGGUUGAUGCAGGGAUGAUUGAGUAUGAUUCGGAUGAUAAUCCUAUUGUUGUUGAUAGGAAGAAGAUUGAGCCGAUAGCGGCGCUUGAUCAUAGCUCGAUUGAUUAUGAGCCAUUUAAUAAAGAUUUUUACGAGGAGAAGCCUUCUAUUUCAGGUAUGAGUGACCAGGAUGUUAUCGAGUAUAGGAAGAGCUUAUCUAUCCGUGUUUCUGGUUUUGAUGUUCCCCGACCGAUUAAGACUUUUGAAGAUUGUGGAUUUUCUUUGGAGCUGAUGAAAGCCAUAGCAAAACAAGCAUACGAGAAACCGACACCAAUACAAUGUCAAGCCUUACCCAUUGUGCUUUCUGGAAGAGACAUAAUUGGUAUAGCAAAAACUGGUUCAGGAAAGACUGCUUCAUUUGUGCUUCCUAUGGUUUCUCACAUUAUGGAUCAACCUGAACUUGCGAAAGAAGAAGGUCCCAUUGGAGUGAUAUGUGCUCCUACUAGGGAAUUAGCUCAUCAAAUAUAUCUGGAAGCUAAGAAAUUUUCCAGAGCUCAUGGUAUUCGUGUCGCAGCAGUUUAUGGUGGAAUGUCGAAACUUGAUCAGAUCAAGGAACUAAAGGCAGGAUGUGAGAUAGUGGUGGCUACUCCAGGGAGAUUGAUAGACAUGAUUAAAUUGAAGGCACUAACCAUGUCGAGGGCGACCUAUUUAGUACUUGAUGAGGCAGAUAGAAUGUUUGACCUUGGUUUUGAGCCACAGAUAAGGUCAAUAGUAGGGCAAAUAAGGCCAGACCGCCAGACAUUAUUGUUUUCGGCAACUAUGCCUGGAAAAGUUGAAAAGCUGGCUAGGGAGAUUCUCUCUGAUCCUGUAAGAGUAACUGUGGGAGAGGUGGGUAUGGCCAAUGAGGACAUUACCCAAGUUGUUGAAGUGAUUCCAUCAGAUACAGAAAAGUUGCCAUGGCUGCUUGAAAAGCUUCCUAGAAUGAUAGAUGAAGGAGAUGUUCUGGUUUUUGCUUCCAAAAAGGCCACAGUGGAUGAAGUUGAAGCCCAAUUAAUGCAGAGGGGUUUUAAAGUUGCGGCACUUCACGGUGACAAAGAUCAGUCUUCUCGAAUGGAGAUAUUGCAAAAGUUUAAAUCUGGAACAUAUCAUGUUCUUAUUGCAACCGAUGUUGCAGCUCGUGGUCUUGACAUCAAGUCAAUAAAAUCUGUUGUAAAUUUCGAUAUAGCUAAAGAUAUGGACAUGCAUGUUCACCGAAUUGGAAGGACAGGUCGUGCUGGUGACAAAGAUGGAACUGCAUACACUCUCAUAACACAAAAGGAGGUGAGAUUUGCUGGUGAGCUGAUCAACAGUUUGGUUGCUGCUGGUCAGAAUGUGCCGAUGGAGCUCAUGGAUCUGGCUAUGAAGGAUGGAAGGUUCAGAUCCAAACGUGACGCACGGAAAGGAGGUGGAAAAAGAGCAAAAGGAAGGGGAAGUAGCGGUAGAGGUGUUCGUGGUGUGGACUUUGGUUUGGGGAUCGGGUACAAUUCAGAAUCAAAACCUGCAUCGAAUGCCACUCCCAGUCGUCCUGCGGCAGUUAAUUCACUAAGGACAGGGAUGAUGUCACAAGCCAGAAACAACUUUGUUCCUGCAUCAUCAAAUUCUCAGAAUCAGUUCCUACAAAGCAGCGCAGGCGUUCAAACCCAUAGAAGAACGGCUCUACCUGGGUUUGUAUCUGGUGGGACAAUCGGUGGUGAUAUUCAUGCUGCAAAAAUAAACAGUACAAGCUCUACCGCUUCUGCAUCAAAUACUACACCCAGCUCCAGAGAAACUGCGAAACAGACUCCCACUGAAAGAGAUAGAACAAGAGAAAGAAGGAGACCCUCGGGCUGGGAUCGUUAAUGUUCUGAUAUUUUCGCAUGUGGAAUCAAGUUAUGUUUUGAUUAAAGCCCCCAUUUGAUGCUGUUGUAUCUGUAUUUAUGGCCUUGGCCUGUCAGUGGCGUCGCUGUUGCACUUGUUUUGAUCGUGAAUUUAGUUUAUUUAAAAAAAAAAAACUUCUGCAGGUGGGUUUACUUGCCAAUCGUUACGUUGUUAAUUUAUUGCUUGGUCACAGGACUGUUGUACAAACUAGAGACGGAUGUACAACAUUAUGUGCUUACAGAUAUGUUCCCUUCUAUGCUAAUUUUUCAUGGUA